GUUGAAUACGUUUGUAAUGUGUAAGGAAUACAUUCUAGUUAAUAGAGAAUAAGUAUAACAUCCGACUGAUCAAUUUUUCAACCAAACAUGAAUUCCGGAUAUAUGGUUAUCGAAAUUUGUAUCAAAGUGUGAAACUGUCACUUUAAAGUUUGACGGAUUAAAGGUAUAAAUACGCCCGUGUAUUCAGUCCACAUCACUUCAUUACAUAUCAACUUAGUGACUAAGAUGGACAAACUAAUAGUUCUGAUCGCUGUUGUUGUCUGUGUGGCAGUCUGCAAUGCCAGAGUUUUGCACGCGGAGAGGGACCUCUAUGACCCUUACGAGGCCCUCGCGGAGAGGGACCUGUACGACCUUUACGAAGACAUUUUGGGGCUGAGUUACCCUGGCGACUGUAAAAGCAAGACCCUGCGUAAAUACGCCCAGCAAUGUGGGCUGAAAGUCACGGCUGGCGGUAGUCACUACGUCGUCAAGGACCCACUGACUAACACGCAAAUCACGGUCAUCCCCCAUAAGGUGAAGGCUAACGGAACCUGCCGAAGCAUUAUUAACGUUCUGAACGGUCGCUGUGGAGACAUGUACUACGACUCCAAUGCUGCCUACGACUCCAAUGCUGCCUACGACUCCAAUGCUGCCUAUGACUCCGAUGCUGCCUACGACUCCAAUGCUGCCUUCGACUCCAAUGCUGCCUACGACUCCUACAACGGGAAGGAAUAUUAAAACACGACAGCGAACAUGUGACAAAUACAUGGCACACCACAGCAAAUACUACGACGGUAUAGGAUAGUAAAACAAUCUUACAACAUGGAAAGACUGUUUGACAUUUUAUAUGAAACAUUUACCCCACACAAUAUCGGUUAAUAGCAUAACAAUUGUAUUUCAGUAUUAUAAUAAGACUUCUUGUAUAUUGAUGUAUAUUGUAUAAACAAUACCAUUCAGAAACGUGUAACAUACUGCUACAUGGAUGGAUCUUCGAAGCAAAAUAUAUGCGUUACAUCGAGCAUUUGGCAAUAUAUGUCUUUACAUAUUAUGAAAUCAAUUUUAAAUAUUAGUACUGUAACUGUGUGUGCAAUUAUCCUAAACAUGUUUGAUAUGGUGUCAAAAAUAAAAAAGCUGUCACAUGAAUGUAUACUAUACAUUAUAUUUUAAAAUAUACCCAAGUUUGUUUUAAUAAAAAUGAAACUUCAA
Dreissena polymorpha is the source of this 1185-nucleotide messenger RNA. RefSeq lists its product as uncharacterized. The record is from RefSeq and is a predicted model, not a curated record. Bases 226 to 717 code for a protein of 163 amino acids. NCBI's taxonomy places the organism in Eukaryota, Metazoa, Mollusca, Bivalvia, Myida, Dreissenidae. The transcript is spliced from 3 exons.